Molecule: messenger RNA, 1221 nt
Organism: Lactuca virosa
Lineage: Eukaryota; Viridiplantae; Streptophyta; Magnoliopsida; Asterales; Asteraceae
Source: the annotation of a GenBank genome assembly
AUGAGUAGGCUGUCUCAACUUGUGAUGAGAAAUAAUACAUUUGAAGGCCAGUUUCCUUGUGGAGCAGCUCCAUUCUCAUUUCUUGAUAUUUCACAUAACUCUUUCUCUGGGCCCAUCCCAUCCUGCUUAAAUUUGCAACAUAUGGAGCAUCUUCAUUUGGGUUCCAACAGAUUCACAGGAUCAAUACCCAAUUACUUUCGUAAUUUGACUAACGUUUUGACUUUGGACAUAGGCGACAACAACUUGUCAGGGAGGAUUCCUAAAUUUCUUGGCGAACUAUCCAAUUUAAGGAUUCUUCUUUUGAGAAAAAACAACUUUAGUGGCUCUAUUCCAAAGCAGCUGUGCCAAUUAAGUAAUGUGAGUUUGAUAGAUUUAUCCGACAACUCCCUUUCUAGUUCAAUACCAAGUUGCCUACAAAAUAUUACAGGCCCAAGUGACCUUGCUUUUAUGAAACAAAGCGUUAGGGUAUACCCUAGUCAUUUGUUGUAUAAUUAUAGGAGUGUUCUAGAUAAAACAUUUUAUACAGAGGACCACAAUCAUAUGUUUGAAAUACAAGAUGAAGUUCAGUUUACUACAAAAAGCCUCUCUCUCCCAUACAAGGGUGAUGCCCUUGAUAUCAUGUUGGGAUUGGAUCUAUCGUGUAACAAACUAACAGGUGAAAUUCCAGAAGAAUUGGGGUUGUUAACACAGAUUCGUGCUUUGAACCUGUCACAGAAUCAGCUGACUGGACCAAUUCCAGUGACCUUCUCAAAUCUUGCAAAGAUAGAGAGCUUGGACCUUUCUUCAAAUGGUUUAACUGGCAGAGUUCCAUCAGAACUGAUUAAGCUUACUUCGUUAUCUGUUUUCAAUGUUUCUCAAAACAAUCUAUCACGAAGACUCCCAGAAAUGAAAUCACAGUUUGGUACCUUUACAGAGGCAAGCUAUGAAGGGAAUCCACUUCUUUGUGGACCACCACUGGUGAAGAAAUGCGCGACUAAAUCACAAGUAACAGAUCCACCAGCCGAAGAAGAUACUGAGAAAUGGUAUGAUAUCGAUAUGUCAUGCUUCUAUGGAAGUUGUAGUUCGACAUGUGUUGUGUUCUUAUUGGGAUUUGCUGGACUUCUUUACACCAAUCCUCAAUGGCGUAGAAGGUGGCUAGACUGGGUUGAAGAUUGUUUGUUUACAUGUUAUUACCUCCUUUAUGAUUCAAUACGCAAGCUCUCCAUACCCUUCCAUAAAUAG